AUGGAAUCGGUGAUGACUUACUGGGAUCCCGCCAGGAUCCUUGGGCGUUCCGCAGAGCACGACGGACCACGCUCAGACUCGGACAAGUUUGCGCUCGUCGUGCUGAACCAACCACUACACCACCUCAAAAUUACACGAGUAUUAUGGGAUAAUGCACACGUUCGAGUUGCUGCAGAUGGCGGGGCCAACGCUUUGUAUGAAGCAGCCGGAAAGCAUGGGGAUUUGUCCUUUGAUGGCCUCGCUGCCAUCGUAGGCGAUCUGGACAGCCUCACCACAGAAACACAGUCCUACUACGAAUCGAGAUCCGCAAAAUCAGCAUCCAACCCCUUAACACAAGUCAUCCAUGAACCCGAUCAGGAGUCUACAGAUUUCUUCAAAGCCGUAGCCUAUGUGCGGAAACAUUACCAUCACUCGAGCGGCAACGACGAUGCAAACCCUUGCCGUCCUCUCGAUAUUGUCGCCAUCGGUGGUCUCGGUGGUCGUGUCGACCAGGGUCUAAGCCAGCUGCACCACCUGUACCUGUUCCAGCCACCCAAGCGCGAGUAUGCGGAUGGCCGCGUGUACUUAUUCAGUGGGGAAAGCCUGACAUUCCUGCUGCACCCGGGCGAACAUCGCAUUCGUGUGCGGAGCCCACUUCAAGGAGGCGAGAAGGAUGUUUUUGGGAAACACGUCGGCAUUGUACCAAUUGGGACGACAAGCCGGAUCACAACAAGAGGAUUGGAAUGGGAUGUGACGGAUUGGGAGACACGCUUUGGCGGGCGAAUUAGCACAAGUAACCAUGUCCUACCAGAAACGGAGGUCGUGGAGGUGCAGACGACGAAAGAGGUGUUGUUUACCAUUGCGCUGAAGCAAUAG
Messenger RNA from Dichotomopilus funicola, 855 nucleotides. RefSeq names its product thiamine pyrophosphokinase. Gene Ontology annotation, biological process: thiamine diphosphate biosynthetic process; thiamine metabolic process. The transcript is spliced from 3 exons. The coding region runs from base 1 to 855 and encodes 284 amino acids. Gene Ontology annotation, molecular function: ATP binding; thiamine diphosphokinase activity; thiamine binding. NCBI's taxonomy places the organism in Eukaryota, Fungi, Ascomycota, Sordariomycetes, Sordariales, Chaetomiaceae. The record is from RefSeq and is a predicted model, not a curated record.